Messenger RNA from Microstroma glucosiphilum, 1473 nucleotides. RefSeq names its product alpha/beta-hydrolase. The transcript has a single exon. The record is from RefSeq and is a predicted model, not a curated record. Bases 477 to 1238 code for a protein of 253 amino acids. Lineage: Eukaryota; Fungi; Basidiomycota; Exobasidiomycetes; Microstromatales; Microstromataceae.
GUGUCUUGUCCCAUUCCCCUUUCUCUCUCCCGUCGUUGCCUCACAGGUCACUUGCGCUCUGGUUUUUGCCUAUUGGUAGUCGUUUCAACUUCACUUCAUCUCGAGUCCGCCUGUAUGGCAGGUGCGUCGUGCGGCAAGCGCAUGGAACAAGUUACGCAAGUUGCAAUUCCGAUCUCACUGCAGGUGCCGGCUCUUCCUCUCACACCAGGCUGCCCGACGAGGAACCUGGGUGUCCACUAGCUGAGCACAAUCCUCACUGCCAUACAACCUAAAGCUCUCCACGAGUAUUACAGGAAGUUCGCCGAGCGACCAGACAUUGACAGCUCGCCAUUCGGAGUAGUAAGCACGAUAUCGCAGGGGUAGGUCCGAUGACUUCUCAAUCAGCAGUCGUCGAAUACGUUACCUCUCGAGAUGGCACUCGUAUUGGCUACCUCCGACAGGGCAAUGGACCGGGCAUAGUCCUGGUGCAAGGUGCAAUGGCAGACGCCACCGCCUACAGCAGCCUCGCUGCCAAUCUCGCUGCUGACUUCACAGUGCUAUCGGCCGAUCGGCGCGGCCGAGGCCUGAGCCCUCGGCAAUACAGUCCAGACCACGACAUCGCGAGAGACGUCGAAGACGUCGAUGCCAUUCUCGAGGCUACCGACGCCUCGAUUGUGUUUGGCUUGAGCUCUGGCGCUGUGAUCACAUUAGAGGCCGCAAGAACCCUCGCACGUGUCAAGCAGGCGGUGCUGUUUGAGCCACCAUUCUAUCGAGACGGCAUCGAUCGCGCUGGAAUUGCACGACUUGGCACCGAGCUUGAGCAGGGCGACCUGCCUUCAGCACUGCUCGAUGCCCUACUCGUCGCCAGAACGGCACCGGCACCACUCUAUCGCAUUCCACGGCCCCUGGCACGCCUUAUCGCCCGCGCAGUAAUCUCCAUCGACGCUUGGAUCAGGCAAAGCGGACCAACCUUUUCCUCGCUUCUCCCGGGUAUCCGUUAUGACUUCCACGACGUUGCGCAGGUCGAUGGUGACAUGAAGCGCUUUCGCGACGUCAGUGUACCUGUCCUGCUGAUCAACGGCACAGCCAGCCCUCAAUUCCUCCUCGACGCCACCCUGGACCUCGUCCAGCUUCUGCCAAUCGCCACACAAGUCGUACUGGAAACGCUGGGUCACGACGGCCCUUGGAACAACGGCUCACCUGACCAGAUUGCUCGUGCGAUCCGCGAAUUUCUUCCCAGAGACUUGUUCGGGAAGUGAGGCAGUGGUGACUCUACACUGUAACACUGAACGAGCUGUGAAGUGGCCUAUCUUCCCUGUAUUUUGCUCGUGGGGAAAGCUGUUGUGUUCGCGGUACCGUCUGCCUUUCACCUCAGUGGCAGUGGUCUCGUUGAGCGUUCGCGGUAGCGUCUGCCUUUCACCUCAGUGGUAGUGGUCUCGUUGGGCAAGCGCUAAAUGUAGCUCCCAUGCCCGUGACUGUAGCAGAGUGCUUGCC